Messenger RNA from Guillardia theta CCMP2712, 833 nucleotides. RefSeq lists its product as hypothetical. The record is from RefSeq and is a predicted model, not a curated record. The transcript has a single exon. The coding region runs from base 206 to 475 and encodes 89 amino acids. Lineage: Eukaryota; Cryptophyceae; Pyrenomonadales; Geminigeraceae.
CCGUCCCACCCCCCCCUCCCUCCCUCGACAUUUCAAGGACCGUGCGCAUUUUUUACCUACUUUGUCAGUAUCCAGACUUCAACCAAGUGUUUUGCAAUAAUCCAUCUCUCUUGGCCCGUUUGAUACCUCUGCGGCUGUGAAGAUUUGGUGGAAGGCAUCGUGUCACAUUAAUCUGUACAGUGCUGGCCAAUCCAAGUCAGAUAAGAUGGAAAAAGAAUUUACCAUAAGGGUGCAACAUCCCCUCACAAUUCACUUCUACACCUGCAUUCAGAAACGGAAAGGCAGGUUGUUCUUGGCUCAUGGCAACAAACGCAGGCAGUUGCUUGCAGCGAACGAAACAACGAAAAUGGAGCAAGCAUCUCUCCCAAAAUAUCCUGAUUUCACACUGAGGAACAUUCUGGGAGUGCAACAGCGACUGAAAACCCAAAGGGAGACAGUACAGUCACUGAACGAUGAAUCAAGAAAAGAAAUUUGACGAGAUGAGAUGAGUUCAGAUCAGAUCAGAUCAGAUCAGAUCAGAUCAGAUCAGAUGAGAUGAGUUCAGAUCAGAUCAGAUCAGAUCAGAUCAGAUCAGAUCAGAUCAGAUCAGAUCAGAUCAGAUCAGAUCAGAUAAAAUGCAAUAAAGUGUAAAUGUGAUGAGAUGGAUGAUAUAGAAUCAGAUGGGAUGGAAUGAUAUGGGAAGAGAUGGGACAAGACGAGUUGCACAGCAAUCAAUCCAGUAACAAUGUUCUUUAUCUGCUUCUUUGUUUUCGCUGCUUCCUACGAUAGAAAGAUUUUGAUAAGAAGUGCUUUGAAGGAAGUACGAUUACAAGAAAUGGCAUCAACCGAUUGAA